UUCCUCAAGAUGGCAUAUUACGACAUUGAUGAAAUUCUAACUGAUGCACAAAAACUGCCCUGCACUUUCGAACUAGAGGUACCAGGGCUGGGUUUUCUCGAUGGGAACGUCGGCGAAGACAUCAAGGCCGGAUCACGGUUAGAUGUGCCCCUAUGGCUGGGAGUAAUGCUUGCGGUGGGAGCCAAGGCUGGCUCUAAUCCGCUGGUCAAUCUGGAUAUCCCCCAAGCACUGUCGGAGCCGGUGAUGAAUGCGCUUAAGGCUGAUCCGCGGACGGUGGACCUUCGAUCUUUAGCGUCACAUUUUUACAGACUGGGCGUGAAGAUACUACAACUCUUCGAGGAAGAAGAAAUGGUAGAGAUUCUUAGUGAUACUUUCAAAAAGCGCGCGAUGCAAAUUGCGGAUCAUGCCCACAACCCAACCGGGGCGCUGGGAGGUGGAGUUGAAUUUUUGCGUGGCUUGGACGAAACUGAACGCCAAUUGUUUCGCGCUGCCCAUGACAGUGCUAAAGAGGCCCGUGUCUGGGCUGGAGAGGCAAAGAAGAAGUAGCGUAGCUAAGCUUUAUGAGUUUCUUGAGAUCAUUCUCUUUAUGACAGGCAUGACAUGGUUGGCGUUUGGUAGGACACAUGGUAGUAUAGUGAACGUUGGUAAUGAGUUCUCAUCUGAAAGGGUUUGUCUUCAUUCGUUUAGUGUUUCUUUAGAAUCAUCUGCUUGUACGGAGUACUCUGGGAUUGUUUUUAUACA
Messenger RNA from Coccidioides immitis RS, 741 nucleotides. Its product is annotated as DNA replication complex GINS protein psf3. Gene Ontology annotation, biological process: mitotic DNA replication initiation. Bases 10 to 546 code for a protein of 178 amino acids. The record is from RefSeq and is a predicted model, not a curated record. Gene Ontology annotation, cellular component: GINS complex. NCBI's taxonomy places the organism in Eukaryota, Fungi, Ascomycota, Eurotiomycetes, Onygenales, Onygenaceae. The transcript is spliced from 6 exons.